Molecule: messenger RNA, 3353 nt
Organism: Zootoca vivipara (common lizard)
Lineage: Eukaryota; Metazoa; Chordata; Lepidosauria; Squamata; Lacertidae
Source: RefSeq, a predicted model, not a curated record
AAUCUCAAAUACGUAUAUCAGAUUAGCUUUUAUUGCAAGAACUAUGCCCCUCGAAAGUACAAGGGAAAUAAUUUUAUUUGUUUAACAAAAAUUAUAUAUUGCUUGAUUGUAAUAAAAUAUCUAAGUGAUUUAUAAGCCCACCUUAUUGGACUGUUUUAAAGAUUACUGUACAAAUAUAAUGCAUACAAAAUGCUUUGCAGCUCUGACAAGUUCUUUAUAAAUACUAGGUGUUAUUUAUUCUAAACAGUAAUUUUGAACACAGGUAUUAGAAAUGCAGGUGCACUGUUUUGUUGAAAGGUUCUGAGAAACACACUUUAAUGUGACUCAUUAGCAUGACUGCACUUGUGGCCAACCAACAUGCUUAAGUCUCUAAUUAAUGCAUGAAGGGGUUAAUACCAUAGAGUAUGCUGUCCUGACAGGCUUAAACUAUCUACCUCCCCUCACCUUGGGAGGAACUACAUACAGGGGAUUCCAAACUAAGGCCCGUGGGCUGGAUGUGGCCCAAUCGCCUUCUAAAUCCGGCCCGCGGACGGUCUGGGAAUCAGCAUCUUUUUACAUGAGUAGAAUGUGUCCUAUUAUUUAAAAUGCAUCUCUGGGUUAUUUGUGGGGCAUAGGAAUUCGUUCAUAUUUUUUUUCAAAAUAUAGUCCGGCCCCCCACAAGGUCUGAGGGAAAGUGGACUGGCCCCCUGCUGGAAAAGUUUGCUGACCCCUGAAUCAAGUUUUUGUUCUCCAGUUUACUUGAGAAGCUCAGCAUGUGAAGAGGUUUGAGUUGGUUGCUAGCUCAACUGCAUGGCUCUCAGCAUCCAUUCUUGAGUUCCUAUACCAAUAAUUUAGGACCUUUCACAGCUUUGUAACUAAGAUGAAUAUUACUGCCUGAGCAACCUUUUAUGAAACACCUGAACCUGACCUUUGAAGACUGUGUAAGUAAACAAUUUUUUGAACUUCCCAAAUGUGUGGUCUUUUCACUAUGCUAGGGGAAGAGGGAAACUUUGGGAAAGGUAAUACUAUUUCGAGUUCAGACUGAAAGGGUUAAAUUAUAUCUUCACUGCUUCCAAGAGGUGAGAAUUUUUCUGUUAACUUCAGUGCCUCAUUUCUGCAAUUUGUGUGGCUGUAGGUUGCUAGGUUGUUUUAUCUGGAUUCUUUGGUGUGAUGUCACAGAUGGAAGUUCCACCCAUUGCUCAGAAUUCCUCUGCUGCCCCCCCCCCACUACUUACUAGGUGAGUGAGGAGGUUCAGUAGCCUGGCUGCUGCUAAUAUUGAAGAAAUUUUUGCUGAAAGGGGGAAAAAGAGGUUGUAAAGAUGGCAACGGAUGAACCUGAAGGCAGCGUUGAAGAGUGUAAAGACAAGAGGGCAAGGCCCAAGUGGGAUAGUAAAUUCCAGUACCUUUUAAGCUGUGCUGGAUUUGUUGUGGGUCUUGGAAAUGUGUGGCGUUUUCCAUACUUGUGCCAAACCUAUGGAGGAGGAGCAUUCCUGAUUCCAUACCUCAUCGCGUUUUUCUUGGAAGGCACCCCUAUAUUUUUUCUUGAAUUAGCUAUAGGGCAACGCAUGAAAAAAGGCAGCAUUCAACUCUGGUGGCACAUCUCACCUUAUCUGGGAGGACUGGGUUACACUUCUCUGAUAGUGUGCUUCCUAGUGAUUCUCUAUUACAAUAUGCUUUUGGCCUGGAUUUUGUGGUAUUUUAUAAACUCUUUCCGAAACCCGUUACCUUGGAGUUCCUGCCCAACAGAUACCAGCAAACCAGAACUUAUUGAAGAAUGUCACAAAAGCACACCUACCAAUUAUUUCUGGUAUAGGUACACUUUAAACAUAAGCACAGAUAUUGGAAACAGUGGCCCUCUUCAGUGGUGGCUGGUUUUAUGUUUGGCAGCCUGCUGGUUAAUUGUGUUCAUUUGUACAGUACGAGGAAUUGAAUCGACUGGAAAGGCAAUAUAUUUCACAGCCACAUUUCCUUACCUAAUUCUAACAAUAUUCCUUAUUUAUGGACUGACUCUCCCAGGAGCCAUUCACGGAUUAGUCUACUUCAUGACUCCUAAUCUCAAGAAGAUCAAAAAUCCACGUGCCUGGCUUGAUGCAGCCACCCAGAUUUUUUUCUCUCUUUCUUUAGGAUUAGGCGGACUCAUAGCAUAUUCAAGCUACAACCCGUCAAAUAAUGACUGUGAACUGGAUGCUGUCAUGAUAGCAUCAAUAAACUCUCUGACGUCUUUGUUUGCGUCAAUCCCAAUUUUUUCGAUUCUGGGGUACAAAGCAAAAAUGGCCCAUGAAGAAUGCUUGGCAAGCAUAGAACGCAAAGUAUAUAAUCCUGCAUGUUCCAUGUGCAUAUUCAUUAAUUCAGGUAUACAGGCAACUCCCUUUUUGUGUGGAGGUUGUGUUCCGGGUCAGUCGUUGUGCAUAAACCUGUUCUGCCCCUGGCCUGCCCCUAUUCAAAGCAAAUUGCUGUUGUUUUUGUUAGGGACUGUGGCAAUGCAAAUAAUUUGUAUCAUUCCUGAUUUUACCGACAGAAAUGUUAAAUACAUCACCAAGGUAUUCAGGAACGACAACAUCACUGUAGACAGUGGCGUAUUUUGGCUCAGUUACUUGAACGGAACAGAUAUCAAUAAACUUGCAGCUCUCAACCAGACAAAUUGUGAUCUCCAGCAUUUCCUUGAUCAGAGUGUUUCUGGAACCGGCUUGUCCUUUAUUGUGUUCACUGAAAUCAUGCUUAAGAUGCCUGGAACGAACAUUUGGGGGAUUCUGUUUUUUUUCAUGCUGUUCAAUCUUGGUAUAUCUUCCAUGUUUGGACUUGUUCAAAGUGUCUUGACGCCUCUCACAGAAUCUCAUAUUGUGUCUAGAUACAUACGCAAGGAGGUUGUAUGCGGUUUAAUAUGCCUUACUGCCUUUCUGCUGGGCUUGGUUUUUACUCUGAGAUCAGGAAGCUACUGGCUUGAGAUGGUUGACUCCUAUGUGGCGACCUUGCCUUUGCUCAUCAUUGCUUUAUUUGAAGUGGUCGGUAUUGUAUUUAUUUAUGGAAUGAAAAGAAUCAGUGCAGAUGUGGAAGAUAUGACAGGAAGACCACUAAACUGUUAUUGGAAGGCAACGUGGCAAUUUUUCUCUCCAGGGAUAAUGUUCAUGAUUUUUGUGUCCUAUGUACUUCUUGAGGCACCUUCAAGCUACAAUACGUGGAAUCCUAAUUAUGUAAAUUUUCCUGCAAAAGAAUCAAAAAAGUACCCUACCUGGGCUGUCACCAUCUCUAUCAUGCUGGAAAGUGUACCAUGUUUGAUGAUCCCUUUUGGAGCCAUUUACCAACUUUGGAGAAUCGUACUGAAAAAGAAACAGCUACAAAUAACACAUCCAGACACCAGCACUGGUAGCACCUGA